Molecule: messenger RNA, 543 nt
Organism: Colletotrichum graminicola M1.001
Lineage: Eukaryota; Fungi; Ascomycota; Sordariomycetes; Glomerellales; Glomerellaceae
Product: ubiquitin-conjugating enzyme
Exons: 3
Coding region: 1-543 (180 amino acids)
Source: RefSeq, a predicted model, not a curated record
AUGGACUACAGCAUGGAGGAAAACCAGAAUGCCGCUCCCGGCAGCGUUCAGGCGGCCAAGCUCGGCGGUGCCAGGAAAGGGCCCGACGCGCAGAGCGUCACCAAGAGAUUGCAGACGGAGCUGAUGCAGCUUAUGACAUCGCCCGCUCCCGGUGUCUCGGCCUUCCCUUCAGCAGACGGCAACCUCAUGUCCUGGACAGCGACGAUCGAGGGACCCGAUCAGACCCCGUACGCCGGCCUGACUCUGAAGCUCAGCCUGUCCUUCCCUACCAACUACCCCUACGCGCCACCGACGGUGCUCUUCAAGACACCCAUCUACCACCCCAACUUUGACUUCUCCGGCCGUAUUUGCCUGGAUAUCCUCAAGGACAAGUGGACGCCCGCCUACAACAUCCAGACCGUCCUCCUCAGCUUGCAGAGUCUGCUUGGCGAGCCAAACAACGCCUCCCCUCUGAACGGCGAGGCCGCGGAGCUUUGGGACAAGGACCACGAAGAGUUCAAACGUAAGGUACUCGCUCGUCACCGUGAUGUCGAGGACGAGUGA